CUGGAUGUGCGGUGCUGUCGCAAUGCCAGCCUUCCGCCGUGAUGGUCGAGGCCGAACCAAACUUCGGAUGGCCCGUGCGCGGGAUCAGAAAUAUGUACGGGUAUCCGCCGCAUGCCCACGCCCAACCGCCGCCCAGAUCCUGACUUGACAUCUCCCGGGCAGAUUCCAUCCCGGCUCCCGUCACCGCAUCUCAUACACAUCCGCCAGCCAGAUGAGGCCGCACACCGCCACCACGCUCGCCGCCAGGGCGCGAGGCAGCAUACAACCGAGCACAUACGGGCGCGCAGUCGCUCACCGACGGAUAUCAACAGCGCCCCUGGCGUCGCGGCCGUCGGUAGCACAGUCCGCUGAUGCAUCGCGCCUGCCAUUCCUGCGCAGCAACUUCCUGCCCCAGGACGUUCUCUUCCGCGCCGCCGCCACACAUGCGCGCCAGUUCUCCUCCCAGUCUGCGCUCCACCAGCAGGCACAGAAGAAGAAGAAGGCCGUGAGCGAGGAGGCCGCCGAGCCGCCCAAGCCAGAGAAGACGGCCGAGGAGAUCUACGAGGAGGAGAAGGCCAAGGCCGAGAAGGACGGCGAGGCGGCCGGCGAGAAGAAGGACGGCGAGCAGAAGGAGGGUGAGGAGAAGGAAGGCGAGGAGGGCAAGAAGGAGAAGAAGGGCGACAAGCCCCCGCCGCCCCCCCACGGCGACAAGACCCCGUGGCAAGUCUUCACGGAGACACUGCAGCAGGAGUUCCAGGCCUCGAAGGAGUGGAACGAGGGCACAAAGCAGCUGUCUGGCUCUGUCCACGACUUCACAAACGACCCCCGCGUGCAGAGGGCAAGAGAGGCGUCGGAAGCUGCAAAGACAAAGACCACGGCCGCGCUGAAGGCCACCGCGUCAGCUGUCGGUCAGGGUGCUGCUUGGACAUGGGACACAAUGCCCGUGAAGGGCGUGCGCGCUGCUGCCAGGGUCACCGGUACCGGUCUUGACUACGCCACGCGACCCGUGCGCCAGACCAAGGCCUUCCAGGCUGUGAAGGAGACCAUCGACGAUGGCAGCUCCUCGCGCUACGGUGGCUGGGUUGAGAAAGAAGAGCGCCGGAAGCUGCGAGAACUGCGCGAGCUGAACGAGCUCAAGCGUGUCGGCGGACGCCCCACUGGCCCCAUGGAAGAAGACAUCGAAGCCGGCACGAACAUCACCCUCCACAAAGACGCCAAAUACAAAGAAGUCUGGCGCGACUGGAAAGACAACUCCAAGAUCGCCCAGGGCUUCUUCAGCAUGAAGCAAGUCUACGGCGAAUCCGACAACGCCAUCAUCACCACCGCCCGCUCCAUCACCGACCGCAUCACCGGCUUCUUCGCCGAAAACGAGACCGCCAUGGUCAUCAAGAAGUUCCGCGAGAUCGACCCCAACUUCCAGAUGGAGCCGUUCCUGACCGAGAUGCGCGAGUACAUCCUCCCCGAGGUGCUCGAUGCGUACGUCAAGGGCGACACCGAGACGCUCAAGCAGUGGCUCAGCGCCGCGCAGUACAGCGUCUACGCCGCGCUAAUGGCACAAUACAAGACCGCAGGCCUCGUCUCGGACGGCAAGAUCGUGGACAUCCGCGGCGUCGACGUGCUCAACGCGAAGCUGCUCGAGCCCGGGGAGAUUCCCGUGUUUAUCCUCACCGCGCGCACGCAGGAGGUGCACGUGUACCGCAACGCCAAGUCGGGCGAGCUGGCGUCCGGCAUGGACGAUAAGGUGCAGCAGGUGACGUACGCGAUCGGCGUCACGCGGAUCCCCGAGGACGUGAUGAAUCCCGAGACGCGGGGGUGGCGGCUCAUCGAGCUGCAGAAGAGCGCGCGCGACUACUACUGAGCGCGAGCGCCCAAGUUUCGACUGAGCGUACCCGCGUACGACUGAGCGGGGCGGCUGUACUUCCGCUGUACUUCUACUGUUUGUCACAUUCUGUUUUCGAGCUGGCAUUCUCGGCGUCUAAAAGGUCCACUCUGUCGUUUAUGGCGGGCUUUGCUGGACGAGGUUUUCUCGGUCUUGGGUGGGAGGGUGGAUGAGUGGCGUGGCGUUUGGCUUGACGACUCGGGUCGCUUCUCUGCUCUGUAUGUGUAUGUGUAUAAUAUCUGAUGAGAUGACAAGGGGGGACAUAGGAGGGAGGAGGUGGGGUGUGUAUAGGUGUGGACUAGAUUGGGGCCAUUGAAUGAGGAAGAUUGAUGAUGAUGCUGGUUGCAAUGGUAGUGGAGGGGCGGUGGUGAAGUGACAACAUGCGCCACAACCCC
Boeremia exigua is the source of this 2253-nucleotide messenger RNA. RefSeq lists its product as uncharacterized. Gene Ontology annotation, biological process: protein import into mitochondrial matrix. Gene Ontology annotation, molecular function: protein-folding chaperone binding. NCBI's taxonomy places the organism in Eukaryota, Fungi, Ascomycota, Dothideomycetes, Pleosporales, Didymellaceae. Gene Ontology annotation, cellular component: mitochondrial inner membrane. The transcript has 2 exons. The record is from RefSeq and is a predicted model, not a curated record. The coding region runs from base 212 to 1837 and encodes 541 amino acids.